This is a messenger RNA of Platichthys flesus (European flounder), 4485 nucleotides long. RefSeq names its product polypyrimidine tract binding protein 3 (gene ptbp3). Gene Ontology annotation, cellular component: nucleus. Gene Ontology annotation, biological process: mRNA processing; regulation of RNA splicing. Gene Ontology annotation, molecular function: mRNA binding. The transcript has 14 exons. Lineage: Eukaryota; Metazoa; Chordata; Actinopteri; Pleuronectiformes; Pleuronectidae. The record is from RefSeq and is a predicted model, not a curated record. The coding region runs from base 163 to 1662 and encodes 499 amino acids.
CUCCGGUGACGUCAUCAAACGGGAAGUGAGCUCCCUGUUGUUGUGCUGUCUGCGGAGAGGGAAGCUCGCGCUCUACGACUACUCUUCCUCCUCUUCGUCACCUUCCUCCUCGCGGACCAUGGACGGGAGACGUGAACCUUGUGUGUCAGCUGCUCUGCGAACAUGAGCACUGACGACCUGUCCGCAGUGGAUGGCUCUGAUAGGCCGUGUGUUUCUGAGCGAGCUCAGUCUGUCCCGUCUCGGGUCCUUCACCUGCGCCAUCUUCCUGUUGACAUCUCUGAACAGGAAGUGCUCGCUCUGGCGCUUCCCUUUGGCAGAGUUAGUAAACUGAUCACACUGAGGACAAAGAACCAGGCAUUUUUAGAGAUGGCGUCAGAGGAAGCUGCUGUUACUAUGGUGAACUACUACACCUCAGCCACGCCCACAGUCAGGAACCAGCCAAUCUUCAUUCAGUACUCCAACCAUCGCGAGCUCAAGACCGACAAUCUGACGAAUCACCGAGCUCAGGCAGCACUGCAGGCCAUCAAUGCAGCCGCAGUGCAUUCUGGGAACAUGGUAGCAGGAGUGGAGGGGCGGGGCUUAGUCCCCGGUCAGAGUCCCGUCCUGAGGCUCAUCGUAGAGAACUUAUUUUACCCGGUGACACUGGAGGUUCUGCAGCAGAUCUUCAGUAAGUUCGGUUCUGUGUUGAAAAUCAUCACGUUCACCAGAAACAAUCAGUUUCAGGCUCUGCUGCAGUUUAGUGAUGCUGUGCACGCUCAGCACGCAAAAGCUUCUCUGGACGGUCAGAACAUCUACAACAGCUGCUGCACGCUGAGGAUCGACUUUUCCAAACUGAGCGCGCUCAACGUCAAGUACAACAACGACAAGAGCCGAGACUUCACCAGAGCCGAUCUGCCGACGGGCGAGCUGGAGCCCACUGCUGCGUUCGGUGUAGCUCUCCCUCAUUAUGGAGCAGCAGCUUUCCCACCUACCUUCCACCAGCACACAGGUUUGUCGAUGUCAGGCAUCCCCGGCUCGAUGGUGUCUCCGCCUCGUCUGUCCUUGCAUGUAGCGCCUCCUGCUAUCCACUCGGUGCUGCUGGUGUCUAACCUGAACCCAGAGAGCGUUUCUCCACACUGCCUCUUCAUCCUGUUUGGUGUUUACGGGGACGUUCAGAGAGUGAAGAUCCUCUUUAAUAAGAAGGAAAAUGCUCUGGUUCAGAUGAGCGAUGGCACUCAGGCUCAACUGGCAAUGAGUCACCUUAACGGCCAGCGGCUCCAUGGUAAUGUGAUUCGGGUGACGUUGUCCAAACACCCUGUAGUGCAGCUGCCUCGGGGGGGGGCGGGGCAGGAGGAGCAGACGCUGACCCGGGACUUCGCAGGCUCCGCACUCCACCGCUUCAAAAAACCAGGAUCCAAAAACUUUAACAACAUUUUCCCUCCGUCAGCGACGCUGCACCUCUCCAACAUCCCCUCCUCGGUCAGUGAAGACGUGUUGAAGGAUUUAUUUUCCUCCAGCGGAUUCACCGUCAAAGCCUUCAAGUUUUUCCAGAAAGACAGGAAGAUGGCUCUGAUGCAGUUGGCGUCGGUGGAGGAGGCCAUCGAAGCUCUGAUCGCUCUGCACGACCAUCAGCUGGACCACAACCAGCACCUCCGGGUCUCCUUCUCCAAGUCCACCAUCUGACCUUUGACCCCUGGGCCCCGACAGAUACAUGUGAAGUGGCCCCUGGUCUGUCGACAGUGUUCAGCAUCAGGUGUAGUCAGCUCAUAGCCUGUUAGCCUCCUAUUUAGCUAUCACAGCUUUUAGCUUGUUAGCUUUGAGUUAAGCUACGUGUUAGCUACUAUUUGAUUGUAACUUUCACAACGAAAGUAAAAGCAGAAGAACCAUAAGUCUUCUGCUGCGCUCCAUGAAACCGACUGAGUCUGAGUCGUGUUAAUUAAGAAGUUUGAAUCUUUGACGCGCUGUAAAUCCCCAGCACCGACCUAAAGCGUAAAAUUAUGAAAGAUACAUGGGGUAUUUUUAUCAGGAAAAUUACAGUUAAUCAUUACUUACAAAUCUUUCAGCCCUUCUGCAGCUACUAGCAUAAAUGCUCAGUCACGUGGAGGCUGAAGUUCAAGGCUAACAUGCCAUUAUUUUAUAUUGCAGCCAAUGGGUUGAUAGCAUGUUAGCAUCAGUGCUGAAGUCAUCAAGGCCCCUUGUGACAUCACAUCCUCUUAGGAUAAACCCGUCAUCUGACCUUUGGCUUUUGGAGCUGACUAACGAAUCAGACUGUAGGAUUCUGAUUGGUCUGUGGGGACCAACGGUUGAACCCAGACACACCAACCAUCUGUGCCGACACUUGAUGUCACAACAAUGGGUAGUUUCCAUGUCGUGGUUACAGAGCACAUUCCUGAACAACCUGUGUAGCAACGCACGGUGUGUAUGUGGAGUCACCAAGGAGCUGUUGUAAGUUAAACUUUUUGUUAAAUGAACGUGAUGCGGAAAAGAAAAUCAGGAAAACAUUUUUUAAAGUUAAAAAGAAAAAUUUCAAAGUAAAAGCCCAAAGUAAUGGAGCAUUUGUAGUUAAUUUAUAUUUGAAUGACUCGGCAUGAUCGAUAAUUAUUAUUAACCUGUUGCGACGGAACUUAUUUAUUCAGUUGGGUUUUUUAUUUUCAUUCUGUUUUUCAUUUUACUGUGAACAUUUAAAAUCGUGUUUCAGAACAAACAGUGAUGUGUCUGUUUGGUUACCAUGACGACGGUUAUUAUUUUAUUGUCUUAGUUUAGUUUGCUGCGAUCUCUUUGAUCUUUCUUCUGUGCCUUAAUUUUCUCAAUUCCUUCUUUGUACGUCAUGUUCCUGUUUUUUCCUUAGAUAUUUUCAUAAUGUAGUUAAAAUAUUUUUCGUUUUAUUGUUGUUUUUAUUUUGGUGAGAUGUUGGUGUUAAUUUUGAAUGUGUUUGUACUGAAUUAGAUGAUGAUUCGUGGCCCCGCCCAUCUGUCACACCUGCGUUUCUGUGUUUGUGUGUGCGUGUGUGUGUGUGUCAGACUAACCCGUGAUUGGUUAAUCCUCAAAUGUCAUACUCGAUAUAAAUAUAUUUAAUUUAAAUUACGAUCUUUUUAAAUCAUGUUAUCUCAUUGUUUCACAAACAAACGUUUUCUUAAAACAGGAAACAAGCCAGAUAAAACAGGAAGCUGCCAAUUUCCAGUUUGCCUUCUGACCUCUGACCUUCCCUUUGAUUGGUUAAAAGUCAUGGAAGUCUUUUUCAUAUCAGUGUUUCACAUGUAACAAAAAAGGCUAAAAAUUCAAUUUAAAUGUUUUUAUUUUUCAUAUUUUUAUUUCAUUUAAUGGUUUUAAGACAAAAAAAUCUGUGUUUCUUUGUUUGAAACUAUUCGUUUUAGUUUUGUAACAUUUUAAAAUGACGAAGUCUUGAAUCAGGUGGGGGGCGGGGUCAAACCAAGCCAAAGUUUGUGUGCCUUUUAAUUGGACCAACACGUUUUCUCAUUACGACUCAUUGUCACUUCCUGUUUAAAUGGCGUCCCAAUGUUUUUUUUAAGUCUUUACUCAUCACUUUAUUUUUUGAAUAUAUUUUAUAUGUUACAAGUUACAAAGCUUGAAUCCCAUGAAAGUUUUUAUUUUAUUUUAAAUAUGUUCAUAACUGUGACAUAAUUUCCUCAUUGAAUUAAACACUAAUGUAAAUGUCCCGCCCACCCAUGCGUCAAUCAGGCCAAACCCAAGGAAGCAGUUCAAACGAGUCACAUGUUACAACACGUCGUUUCGUGGCACACGCAACAUACCUGUCACAAGGAGGAGCUUCAAUUACAUGAUGUAGUUUGUAUGUUACUCUAUUACUCACUUAAAUACUUGUAACUAUGUAGAUACACGGGAACAUGAAAUACUCUAACAUUACAGUUAAUUUUUAAACACACAUUUGUCCAAUGUCUGUUUCUUACACGUGUACUUGUAUGUAAUUUAAACCUUAAUACAUUAGACAUGAAUACUUGUAUUUGAUUUACUUCAUCAAUUUCACACUACCCAUCUAGUUAGAUUGAAACCAUGUUACUUUUGUUAAGAAACUGACAAGAACAAGAAGAACAUGUAUGUUUAUGUUGCGCAUGUUUACUGCAUGUUACAUGCUUGCAACACGUUACAUGAGAAGCAGGUACUGUCACUUGUAACAUGAAAACAUAAAAACACCUUUCAGAAUAAGAUUGUUUGGUUUCUGUUAUUUUCAACUUCAGGCCUAUUCAUGAUUUUACUUUGAAGGUCACUUUUAUUUCUGCUUUCUUUACAAACUUUUAUACUGAAUGUAUCAUUUGUUUUCUAAUGUUGAAGAAUGUAAAGUACUUGUGGUGCAUUGUGGGAGGAGGUACGGUUAUUAUUAUACGAAAUAUUUUUAAUAUUGAACCAGUGCAUGAGGGUUGGGGUGUUAUCUGUGCUCGACUCGAAAAAAAAUUAUGUUGAAUUUUUAUUUAUUCUGAAAGUGACAGGAAGUUGUAGCAUGAAUCACUGAAUAAAUACAUCUGAAAACCA